Molecule: messenger RNA, 1461 nt
Organism: Aspergillus pseudoviridinutans
Lineage: Eukaryota; Fungi; Ascomycota; Eurotiomycetes; Eurotiales; Aspergillaceae
Product: DUF4470 domain-containing protein
Exons: 5
Coding region: 1-1461 (486 amino acids)
Source: RefSeq, a predicted model, not a curated record
AUGAAGAAGUACCUCUGGGGCAACAUCCCUGCCUUCGACGUCCUUCGACUUGGAUCAAAUGAAGGGGAAGAAUAUGGUGGAGUGAUACGCAUGUUGUUCGCUGCUUCAGGAGAUCUUCGAAAUAUCGUCAAGACGAUUGCCCAGCUUCCGAGUAGCUAUAGCCAACCCCUCGAACUUACAAUAAAUGACCGGGAUUUUGAAAUCGUCGCCCGCAACGCUAUCUUGCUUCUCAUUGCCCUAAUAUUGGAGGAAGUUGACGAGGCAGUCGAUUGCAUCAUUCACCUCUGGUACUCGGCUUUCGUACGCGAGUCAGACGUCGACGUCCUCCGUCAUCGAAUUCGACCUCUCAUCGAGGACGUCUGCAAAAAGAUCAAAGAUAAAAAGCCUGAGAGUCUCUUAGCGAAGACAUGGACUUUUGGGCGGCACUCCCUCAGAGUUAUUCUCGAAAGAUCGUCCUGGGACCGUCUCUUGUCUUUUGUUGACCCGCCAGCUAGCUUGACUGCUGAUCGUGCACGUGAAGUUCGUGCAGCUAUUACUCUGGCGGAAUCACGGAAAGACUACCGUGAUCGGUACAUGUAUUGCCAGUCUCCUUCGCAUCGAAUCGCUUUCAAUAAGUUUCGGGAGGACGGCAUCCUGCUCCCGUUUGGAUCCUCACGCCAUGAAUUUCGAGAACCAAACCCAACGUUCUUUCAGUCAGCUAAUACAUGGCCAAUGAACGACAACGCCGAUCCGCUUCAUGGAUGGUCUUUGGACGAGGUUUCCGCUACGUCAACAGGGCCUGCAACUGCGGAUAUAUACGGCAAGCUCUUCUUUUAUAUUAGAGCAAUGCUCCGAUCUUUUCUUGGUCGGCUCCCGAGUCUGAAGCUAUCUUUUGAACUCUUUCAGCUCGACGCGGAUCGCCUUCCUGACCAUCUUGAGAAUAAUUCUUUCAGUAGAAUCGAGGUGUCCAACAUUUCGGAUGCUGGGUGGUUGGGAAUUCACUACACGCUAAGUUUGAUGGUGCCCUUGCUUCAGACGCCUCUGGAAAAUCCACAUGCGAGCCUGAUUACCCUCUUCAUGAAUGCGGUUGACGAAACCUUAACCGAUGAAGACAGGAUACAGGACUUGAAGCCACAUAGUCCAACAACUAAACGCGUCUUCAAAUAUCUUCCUCCGCAAGGGAAGCCAACUUCCCUCUAUGAUCCCGAGCUCAUCAAAUUUAACCUUGGUCGGGACCUUGUCAGAACGUAUGACCACAUCUUCGAAAGGUACUCGAAGAAGCUGAAGUUCCGUGAGGCCGCCGAUUUGUUAGGGGCCGCGAUGAAGGAGACGCACACCAUCAUCGACAAGUGGCCCUAUAGACUGAAGUCCCGGCCCGGCCAAGCAGGCGCGCAAGAGGAGUUUGACCGAUGCAUUAGUGGAGGGAUGUCAGGGAAGGAGCGCUACGUAGAAUGGAAAAGAGUUCAUAUGGGUAUAAUUUGA